This is a messenger RNA of Peromyscus maniculatus bairdii (prairie deer mouse), 2521 nucleotides long. NCBI's taxonomy places the organism in Eukaryota, Metazoa, Chordata, Mammalia, Rodentia, Cricetidae. The record is from RefSeq and is a predicted model, not a curated record.
CUCGGGGGUGGGAUGCGGAGAGCCUGCAGGGAGCGCGGCGUGGCUGCGCCGGCUCCGGAGCUCUGGGCGUGCGCGCUGCGCUCUGGCGGAGAGCGCGCCCCGCUCCACUUUUAUUUCCCCGUGGCGGACCACGUUGAGAACAACAACAGCCUGGGCCCAGGCCAGCGCCAACUUGUGCUUCUUGGAGUGCCUUCCGCGGCCGCUGCCUCCUCCGCCCGCGGCUUCCGGGCGCGGGUGCACCCUCAGCAGUGUGCCCUGGCCAGGGUCCGAGCCCGCUGUGCGGCGCAGAGGCAGCCUGCACCUAGGAGGAGCUCGGCGGAGGGGCACAGAGGGCAUGCCAGAAGAGGGUGCCAGAUUGCCUGGAGUUAUGGCAGUUGUGAGCAGCCCCGUGGAUGCUGGAAAUUAAGCCCUGAGCCUCUGGAAGAGCAGCAAAUGCAGUCAUACUCUUGCCCAGCCUGGUUGGACAUACCUGCCAUCCUAACACGGGGAGCACUUGGAACAGUCAGUCGGUGCGGAGAAGAAAGGACCCUUCACAUGGCAGUGUCCAGACGCCGGUGCCAGCUGGUGGCACAGGGAUCAGCUUGCUUGGGAAGGAGGAUGGAGCUAAAGAAAAAGAGGACACAGGUACCCAUGCCCGUGCCUUAGAAUCCUCAGAGGAUGCGCUGCAGAGGGAGACAAGGAUCUGAAAGAUGUUUCGAGAUAUUUCUUGUCUUUCAGAUGGGUAGUCAUCAGCAAAGCUUCCCCCAGACUGCGUCCUUAGCCACUGCAGUCUCUGGGUCAUGGGCCUAAGAAUGGAACACUGAUAUUUUUCUGCACAAUGGUUAACCGAAUCUCCACAGCUGUGAGCAGACUCUGCAUGGGCUCAGUGAUCAGACUGGUUUCUUACUGGGGAAGCUUUGGAGGCCAGUUCUGUGUUCCUUAAGUACUUGACAAUUUCUCCUGAGAGUUGUCAAUAAGGAAGACUUUCGGGAGAGCCUCCAGAAGCAACGAAGUUUUACUGGGUGUAGCAGAAACCCCUGGCUGCUGUAGGGUCUGGAGAACAAAGGGUUAAACUUGAGGACUCUGAAGGCAGAGUGGGAUGUUCUGAGUACCUGGGGUGCUUCUCCUAGGUCUGGCUUCCCAUGGUUAAGUGGGGGUGGGGGUAGCAUCUAGUUGCACUUCAGACAUUCCUUCCCCCUGGUCUGGCUAUGGCAUGGUCACUGUGUCAGGGACUUCUGGAGGACAAAGGUACUGCUAUCCUAGUGGCCAUGGGUGCCCUUGCACCUUGGGUACCACAAAUACUUUUCCUCCCAAUCAGAUAUUCCCUCCCCACACACUAGGGGUGCCUUUAAGCUAUUGAGGAUCCUCCCUCUCUGUGAGGACAGUGUCACAGGUGCUCCUGGAUCCUCCCUCUCUGAGGACAGUGUCACAGGUGCUCCUGGGUGCUCCUUGUUGGCAACCUUGAACACUUGUCCUGAUGGUUGUGUGGUGAGAUCCAAGAGGAAAGGUGUGUAUGAAGAGCCACUGUUGACAAAUGGGCAGACUAGUUGGCAGUUGGCAGGCCCAGCAUGUGUCUGAAAGGACCUGUAAGCUGCAUGUAACCUGUUUCAGUUGGAUGACAUUAGUCUCAGAGACAGGUCACCUGUCUUCUAGCAAUUGUUAUUGAGGACUAGAUGGGAAUAAGCUAUCAGAGGCAAACCUGUGAGCUCUCAGCUGUGGCUGGUAAUGGGCUAGAGGGAUUGGCUUGUGAAGGCUCAGAAGAAAGUUUGAGAAUCCCUUGAAGACUCUCAGGGCAUUUAUAUGAUCCAUGGUUUCUGGUCAGCUGGGGCUGAAGAGUUGGCUGUGAUUAUUAAAAGAGCAGUGUGAUGGAGGCUAAUCUUCUGGAAGUAGUUCUUCAGGGUCAGUACACAGGCUGUGGUCAGAGGGACCACGGCUGUAUCCCAUGCCUGCAGCCAAACUUGGUGAUGUGUUCAGAGUCUCCCACAGGACACUGGGUUAGUGGCAAGAGCUGCAGGAGGUGCCAGGACGGGGAGGGCCCCUAAGAGCAGCAGCAGAUAUGGAGAGGAGCUGUGUGCCGUAGAAGGCAGAGCUGGAAAAGCGCUGCUCAGGCCCUCUGGAGCCCAGACUGUGAGUGGGUCCAGACUGGACACUGAGCUCUGAUUGUGACUGUGCCCUGGUUCUUCCCUCUUGGAAUUAGGAGGGUAGGUUUGGUCUUUGUUUCUCUGGGAUUUCUGCAAAUGACCCUGCAUUGGUAGGUGGGUGGAUCUCAGAAGAAGCAGAUGGUACUGGCUUCUGGGCUUCUCCUAGUAUACCAACAGGCUAAGGAGUGGGAGUCUAACCUACCUCCUUCCCGAAGCUGUCUCCAACUCUGACUGGUCACUAGAUCGUGUGAGGCUGGGGCAGAGCAGCACCCAUCACACAGGCCCUGUGAGGGCCUUCCGGUUCCUCUCAGGUUUGUGGGGUCUAUUAAAGGAGAACACGGGCAGACAGGAGGGGACUGAGCCAUGAUGUAGAAAUCCUAGUUUAGUCUGGUCUCUCCCUG